Messenger RNA from Homalodisca vitripennis (glassy-winged sharpshooter), 848 nucleotides. RefSeq lists its product as uncharacterized. The transcript has 3 exons. Bases 216 to 725 code for a protein of 169 amino acids. NCBI's taxonomy places the organism in Eukaryota, Metazoa, Arthropoda, Insecta, Hemiptera, Cicadellidae. The record is from RefSeq and is a predicted model, not a curated record.
AAACUUGAACUAGAACAGGAUCAGUGUUAGGUCAAGGUCAUGCUUACACAAGACCUACUGGAGGAAGAUGAAGGAAUGCUAGGCACAAGGUCAAUGAUAUGGCUGUCAACAAGAGGGGGAGGGAGGGACAGGCUGGGAGGGAGAGAAGCCCAGAAGUGAAAGCAGAACAGUAGGGCCGCUCUGAUGUCCAGAGUUUCACUUGUCCCAAACAUGUGAUGAUGAAGGUGUUUGUAUUUCGUACCGCUUUGUUGCUUUCUUCGCUUGGGUUGGCAGCGAGCCUUUUUGUUCCAGAGGAGUUGCCCACUCUGUUAUCCUUUCUCUACACAAACAUCCCCCCAGUAUUCAAAGGUACGGACUCUCGAGUGGGCAUAGGGUUCCGUGUUGGGCCCAAUGCAGACUUUCAGCUACAAUUGGAGCUGGGUCCACAGACCCGUACGCAGCCACUGGGUCCUGAUGCAGAGGGAUCCAGCAAGAAGCGACAUGUCCCUGUGCUAGGAUCAGGGUUGGCACCGAAACCUCUGAAAUCUCAGAAAAAGUGGAAGGUUCCCGAUACCCCGAUGGGAUGGCUGCAGACAUGGAAGACCUCUGUGGCGGCGCUGCCACAGCAGGAGGAAGUCGUGGACCUUAAAAACUUCAACAGACAACCCUUGUUGGACAUGGACACGGUGAAACACCUUCAGCAAUUGUACAAGGAACAACGGAACGAAAACGAAGCGACAAGAUAACAUAUGUGGACAGUUUAAUAUCAUCAACUUUACAAAAUACGAUGUACAUAUCACGGUUUAUUAUUCAUAUGUAAAUAUGUAAAAAAGUGUAAUUAAAUAAGGUAUUACUCCAAAAUUCAUUUA